Messenger RNA from Suricata suricatta (meerkat), 4081 nucleotides. RefSeq names its product M-phase phosphoprotein 8 (gene MPHOSPH8). Gene Ontology annotation, cellular component: cytoplasm; nucleus. Gene Ontology annotation, molecular function: protein binding. NCBI's taxonomy places the organism in Eukaryota, Metazoa, Chordata, Mammalia, Carnivora, Herpestidae. The transcript has 14 exons. The coding region runs from base 72 to 2660 and encodes 862 amino acids. The record is from RefSeq and is a predicted model, not a curated record.
CGCGGAGCGCGAGGAACCGCCUCGGUGUGCGUCGCAGCUGCUUGUCUUCGGCGGCUUGCGAGGCUCCCAUUAUGGCCAUGGCGGCGGCGGUUGCCGAGGAGGCGAGCGUGACUGCAGCUCCUGUUUCAGGUGCCGACAGCAAUGGUGAGUCUCCUGAAGUCGAAGGAGAAGGUGUUGGCGCAGUGGGCCAAGAGAAGGACGCAGCCGCGAAAGGAUCAGAGGCCGUUGGAGACAGCGAGGAGGACGGGGAGGAUGUGUUCGAAGUGGAAAAGAUUCUGGACAUGAAGACCGAGGGGGGUAAAAUCCUUUACAAAGUUCGAUGGAAAGGAUACACAUCAGAUGAUGAUACAUGGGAGCCGGAGAUUCAUCUUGAGGACUGUAAAGAAGUUCUUCUCGAAUUUAGGAAGAAAAUUGUGGAGAACAAAGCUAAGCCAGUCAAGAAGGAUAUUCAGAGACUGUCCUUAAAUAAUGACAUAUUUGAGGCAAAUUCUGAUAGUGAUCAGCAAAGUGAUACAAAAGAAGAUACUUCUCCAAAGAAGAAAAAGAAAAAAUUGAGGCAUAGAGAAGAGAAAAGUCCAGAUGAUCUGAAAAAGAAAAAAGCAAAGACUGCGAAACUAAAAGAUAAAUCCAAACCAGACCUGGAGAGUUCCUCUGAAAGUUUAGUAUUUGAUUUAAGGACAAAGAAAAGAAUUUCAGAAACCAAAGAAGAACUAAAGGAAUCCAAAAAGCCCAAAAAAGAGGAUACAAAAGAAACUAAGGAAUUAAAGAAAGGUAAAAAGGGUGAAGUCAGAGAUUUAAAGGCUAAAAUAAGAGAAGAUUCCAAAGAAAACAGAAAAACAAAAAAAGAGAAAUGUGUUGAAUCUCCAUUGGAAUCUGAAUUGGGUGUACUUAAUGACUCCCCUUUUCAAGAUGAUGACAGUGAAGAUUUACAUUCUGACAACAGAGACGGGAAGCAGAUUAAAAGUGCAAAAGAUAAAGCAGGACAAGAUGCAGUUCAUGAUGAUUUUGAUAAACCGCCAGAUGGCUCUGUGAGUGCUGAUGAGGACACUGACAUCAAAGCAAGGAGAAAAAGGAAAAAACUGAGGAAGACUGAGGAACAUAAAGAGAGCAAAACACUGGAAAACAGGAACCUUUUCCUAGAGAAGAAGCUUAUACCUAAGAAGCAGAGGAGUCAGGACAGAGGCAAAAGCACCACAGAGUUAGAGAAGCUGACACCUGCACCUGCCCAGACACCCAGGAGUUCAAGAGCAGGUGUGGAAGAGAGGGGCCUCAGGUCCAUUGACUCAGCUGGGGAGGAGAAAGAGAUGAAAAAAAAUGAACCCAAGGAAAAGUACCAGAAAAGGCAUGAUUUGGACAAGGAAGAAAAAGGUCGUAAAGAGCCAAAGGGAUUAAAGACAUUCAAGGAAAUCAGAAAUGCAUUUGAUAUAUUUAAGUUAACUCCAGAAGAAAAAAAUGAUUUUCCUGAGACUAAUCGGAAAAGAGAAGAAACACCACUAGAUUAUAAAAUUACAGAAGAUCACAAAACCAAGGAAAACAAGCAGUUACUUAAAGAAAGGAGAAAUACACGAGAUGAAACUGAUACGUGGGCGUACAUAGCUACAGAAGGUGACCAGGAGGGGCUGGACAGUGUGAGCCAAGCAGAUGCAGGCUCCGAUGGCAGACAGCAGAUUGUGAGUUUGGGCAUGGACUUGCAGUUGGAAUGGAUGAAAUUGGAGGAUUUUCAAAAGCAUCUUGAUGGGGAAGAUGAGAAUUUUACUACAGCAGAUGCAAUUCCAAGUAAUGUAUUGAGGGAUGCUGUGAAAAAUGGGGAUUAUAUUGCCGUGAAGCUGGCACUUAAUUCAAAUGAAGACUAUAACCUGGAUCAAGAGGACCCGAGCGGGAUGACGCUGGUGAUGCUGGCCGCCGCAGGGGGGCAAGACGACCUGCUGAGGCUUCUUCUCAGGAGAGGGGCCAAGGUGAAUGGCAGACAGAAGAACGGGACCACUGCCCUCAUCCAUGCCGCAGAGAAGAACUUUCUAACUACAGUGGCUAUUCUUUUGGAAGCGGGAGCUUUUGUAAACGUCCAGCAGAGUAACGGUGAGACCGCUCUCAUGAAGGCCUGCAAAAGAGGAAAUUCUGAUAUUGUCCGACUUGUAAUUGAAUGUGGAGCUGACUGCAAUAUUUUGUCAAAGCACCAAAAUAGUGCCCUGCAUUUUGCAAAGCAGUGCAACAACGUGUUGGUGUACGAUUUGCUGAAGAAUCACUUAGAGACACUUUCAAGAGUAGCAGAAGAAACAAUAAGGGAUUACUUUGAAGCCCGUCUUGCUCUCCUAGAACCAAUUUUCCCAAUAGCAUGUCAUCGUCUCUGCGAGGGGCCAGAUUUUUCAACAGAUUUCAAUUACAAACCCCCACAGAACAUUCCAGAAGGCUCUGGCAUCCUGCUGUUUAUAUUCCAUGCAAACUUUUUGGGUAAAGAAGUUAUUGCUCGGCUUUGUGGACCGUGUAGUGUACAAGCUGUAGUUUUAAAUGAUAAAUUUCAACUUCCGGUUUUUCUGGACAGUCACUUUGUUUACUCGUUCAGCCCCGCCGCAGGCCUCAAUAAACUCUUCAUCAGGUUGACGGAAGCGCCUUCUGCCAAGGUGAAGUUGCUGAUUGGUGCAUACAGAGUGCAGCUGCAGUGACGCGGCAGGCCGUUGGGAUGGGGUCUCACGGCCCCGGUGUAGGAUCGGGCACAGCUGACACCUGCACAUGGGGAGUUUCAGCUGUAACCCUCAUUCAGGCCAGGUGUCUGUAGGACGGGACUUGGGGGUUCUGACAGAUUCUAAAAUACAGCGGUAUUUGUGCCAGUCUUCUGAAAUCCCGAUGUGGCCUCCACACCACACACUUCAGUUUUUCCACAAUGUGGAAUGGUAUAUAUUCGAUUAUUUCAGAAAAUUAGAAGUCUUUUUUCUAACUUGAAAUUUUCUACUAGCCCUGCUGAAUUUCUGGCAUUGAAAACAAGUCAGUGUGUAUGUGUUACUCAAGUUACCCACGCACUGUUUAGGUGUGGAUUUGCUGCCCUUGCAGGGGGACUUCUCUAACUAGGUAGGCGGGUUCAAGGGAGGUCUGGUCUCUUUGGAAUCCCCAGUUGCCACAGAUCCUGAAUUGGAGGUGACAACUUCGAAUCUGUACUUAUCCUUUAUUCUGGGAAGAGGGAAGUAAAUCAGAAUGUAAGAUAUAGCAAAAGGAAAAAAAACAACAACCAGGAGACCAUGGGGCCUAAAAGGAGGUAUUACUUGUGAACUAACUUUUAUACUUGUUCUGAAAUCCAUCAAGUAGGUUUUAAAAGAGGCAGAUCCUGUGCCCUCAUUAUGAAUGCUGGGAAGGCCAGCCGAGGUGUUUGCCACACUGUGUCCUGUGUGAAGAGUUGUUUCUAGAUUCCCCACAGGUCUCUCAUAUAUUUUUAAGAAAUAUUUGGCAAACUAGUAAGUCAAACUCGAGAGAUGUAUAAAAUUUAGUUCCUGAUUGGUUUUAUAACUGAGUUAAAGUUUUAAUGAAAAGUUUUCAGAAGGUCACAGAUUCGACCACAUCUAUUGUACAGACAUUACCAUAUAAAACUACCUUUCCUAUGGGUUUCUCAAUAAAACCCCAUGAUGUCGGUCUGUUGUCUGUGUACCUCACAGGACUGUGUCAGUCCCAGGACUUCAGGGCAGGUGCUGCUGUGUAAAAUGUUUUAGCGAAAUGACAGCUGGGAUUGGAAUUCUCUCACCUUACUGAAUCCUGCAGUAGUAUUGUAUCUGACAUCACAGCGUUCUAGGAAAAACCACAGUUAGCAGGGACAGCAAAGGAGACACUGCCUUCAUCUAAUGCACACUAAGACAAAUGGAUUUUUAAAGAAAAUUUGUUCUCUCAAAAUCAUGCUGAAGAUCUCAAUUGUCAGCUUUAUAAGCACACAUUAAAAGGUGAUGUACUGUUGACCCAAGAGGCAGCACGAGGAAAGAAACCAACUAGAAUGUCUAACGAAGAAUUCCUUUAGUAGUUUAGGCUCAGAAGUAUGAAAGCUGUUAGCAGUCAGCAAGGAUUUAAAAAAAAAACGAUCUUUAAUAGAUGAACUGUUAAUUAU